AUGUUCAAGGCGAACGAUCAAGGCGAAGAUGAUAGUGUCAUCGACAGCAUCCCCGAGACCCGUGACGAUAGGCAAGACAAACUGCGCAAGGCGUUCGCCGAAGGUCUCGGCACGAUGAUCCUCGUUCUGAUCGGGGACGGCGUCGUCGCGCAGACCGUGAUCUCGCAGCAAAUGGAACUUCGCAACGCCAAGCUCACGUCCAAUCCGAUGGACGUGACGGCGUUUGCCGGUGACUGGAUGUCCAUCUCGCUCGGGUUCGGCAUUGCAUUGAUGCUGGGGAUUUACGUGUCCGGCGGCGUCAGCGGCGGCCACCUCAACCCCGCCGUGUCCAUCACCAUGGCCGUGUUCAAGAAGCUCGAAUGGUCCUACCUUCCGUACUACAUUGGAGGCCAAACCGCCGGCGCGUUCCUAGGCGCGGUGUUCGUGUAUCUGGGGUACCGUCCGGCGUUCGUGGACCUCAACAUCUGGGACCAAACCACUGCCGGCAUCUUCGCAACCUACCCCAAGUCCCACAUGACGCUCGUGGAAGGCUUCAUCGACGAAAUCGUCGGUUCGUUCCUCUUGCUCCUCGGGAUCUUUGCGAUCACCGACAAGCGCAACAACCCCGCCGACCCCGGCAGCCGCCCCGCCAUCAUCGGCAUGCUCCUCGCGGGGAUUGCCAUGUCCUUUGGGUACAACACCGGCUUUGCGCUCAAUCCCGCGCGCGACUUUGGCCCGCGCCUGUUCACGCUCAUGGCUGGGUGGGGCGGCAACGUGUUUGUGUACGGCAAUGGAUACUUUUGGGUACCGAUCUUCGCCCCCGUUUUUGGCGGCCUCGCCGGUGCGUUCGUGUACACGUACUGCAUCGAGCGAUUCCAUCCGCAAUACGUUCCGGGCAACCGACCUAGCUCCUCCACCAUCGACGAAGACAUGGCCGAACAGUCGCCAACCACCCGGCGCUUCUCCACCGCACAUGGGGUGUUCACUUUUGAAUCGUCGUCGACCAUCUACAUGUUCGCUAAGGCCCUUCGCAGCAACGUCCACGUCGUCGCCGGCGUCGGUGCGUUCACCCUCGGCAUCGCCGGAGGUCUCAACCGCCCCGCGACGGAAUCCUCGUCGACGCACUCGGCGCUGAACGAAAUCGCGCUACGUUUGCGUGCGAUCGAGCAAGACUUGGGCCUCAAAUCCCCCAACGAAGGCAAGCCCGAGUACAACAACUACCCCGUGCUCACACCCAAGCACAAGUCGCUCAUGGCCAAGCACAUCACGCCCGAGAUCUACACCAAGCUGGCGGGCCGCAAGACGUCGCUCGGAUACACGCUGGACCAAGCGAUCCAAACGGGGGUGGACACGCCACACCUGGGCGUGGGGAUCGUCGCGGGGGACGAGGACUCGUUUACCGUGUUCAAGGAGCUCAUGGACCCGAUCAUCGAAGGGUGGCACGGGUACAAGCCCGAGGACAAGCACCACUCGGACUUGGACUACACCAAGAUUAAGAACGGCGACAUUCCCGCGUCGUACGUCGAGAGCACGCGCAUCCGGGCGGGUCGCAGCGUCCGCGGCCUCGCGCUCCCACCGGGCACGUCGCGCGGCGAGCGGCGCGAAGUCGAGCGCGUGCUGUCCAAGGCGCUAAGCAACCUCACGAGCGACCUCCGCGGCAAGUACUACCCGUUGUCCAAGAUGACCAAGCAGGAGGAACAGCAGCUGAUCGACGACCACUUCCUGUUCCAAAAGCCCGGAGGCGGCACGUUGCUCACGAACGCCGGCGCGGCGCGCGACUGGCCCGACGGCCGCGGCAUCUUCCACAACGACGCCAAGUCGUUCCUGGUGUGGGUCAACGAAGAAGACCACAUGCGCGUCAUCUCGAUGGAGAACACGGGCAACGUCAAGUCCGUGUUCGAGCGCUUUGUGCGCGGCGUAAACGGCGUGGAGAAGGUCGUCAAGGCCGAAGGGCGCGAGUACAUGUACGACGACCACCUGGGCUUCCUCUGCACGUGUCCGUCCAACCUCGGGACGGGUCUCCGCGCCAGCGUCAUGAUCAAGUUCCCCAAACUGUCGGAAAACUCGGACCAGUUCUACGCACUCUGCGACGUGCUCGGACUCCAAGCGCGCGGUUCCAAGGGCGAACACUCGCCGCCGGGCCCCGGCGGGGUCUAUGACGUGUCCAACAAGGCACGUAUCGGGUUUUCCGAAGUCGAGUUGGUGCAGACCAUGAUCGACGGCGUGUGGAAGCUCAUCGAGCUCGAAGAAGACCUGAAGAAGGGCUUGAGCAUCGCCGACAAGGUCGCCAAGCUCGGUGUCAAGGCGGGCGGCGCCAAAGGGGGACACUAAGUGGCCCAUCUGGAAGCUUUCGUGGCCAUCUGGGAGAGCCUUCGUGGCCAUCGGAAGAGUCGAGAGAGGAUGCAUGCAUAACUAGGACUGUAAAUGAAGUUCAACCAUUUCGUAUGGCUUGAUGCAAUGUCGA
This is a messenger RNA of Aphanomyces astaci, 2443 nucleotides long. RefSeq lists its product as hypothetical. Gene Ontology annotation, cellular component: membrane. The coding region runs from base 1 to 2310 and encodes 769 amino acids. The transcript is spliced from 4 exons. The record is from RefSeq and is a predicted model, not a curated record. Lineage: Eukaryota; Oomycota; Saprolegniomycetes; Saprolegniales; Verrucalvaceae. Gene Ontology annotation, molecular function: channel activity; creatine kinase activity. Gene Ontology annotation, biological process: phosphocreatine biosynthetic process; transmembrane transport.